AAAAAAAAGAAGUAGCGAGAACAAAAGCUGUGAUGUAAAGACUUUCCGGUAAAUCUUCCGGGACUUUGAUCGAAGGACGUGACUUAUGGAAUGGAACGUGGUUUAAUAUUCACUUUGCAUGACAAAUCAGUAGUUGGGAGUCCAUUUUUUGUUAAGCCAUGACAUCAAGGCACCAAACCGUGAAGUUUGCAUCAUUAUUUCCUCUUUAGGUUUGGAAGAAAGAAGACAGUUUUCAUCUCUUUCGGAGCUCAAGCCAUCUCAGUCCUGUUGCAGUCCUUCUCCCAGUCAUGGAGGAUGUUCUGCAUCAUGUUCCUGUUUGUCGGAGCUUCCCAGAUUUCCAUCUACAUCUCCGCCUUCGUAUUAGGAACGGAGGUUUUGAGCAAGAAACUUCGUGUGAUGUUCACAACGCUCGGAGCGUUCCUCUUCUACGGCAUCGGCUACAUGAUUCUUCCAUGGAUUGCGUACAGCAUCAGAGAGUGGAGAACCCUCCUCGCCGUUCUGGCUGCCACCUCUGUGGUCUACAUUCCUCUCUGGUGGUUCAUCCCGGAGUCCCCCCGGUGGCUGAUCACUCAGGGAAGAGUGGCGGAGGCCGAAGCCAUUGUCCGAGACGCUGCCCGGAAGAACAAAGUUGAGGCGCCGCUUGUUAUCUUCAGAGGAUCCGAGUCACUGCCGCCGGGCAAGACGUACACCAUGCUUGACGUCCUGAGAUCCAAGAACGUGAGAUGCAUCACGCUGAUGUGUCUUGUUCUGUGGAUGGCCAUCAACGUGGGCUAUUUUGGUUUAUCCCUGAACACUUCCAACCUCAGCGGCGAUCCCUUCAUGAACUGCUUCUUGUCGGCAACCACCGAGGUCCCCGCCUACAUUGUGUCCACGUGGCUCCUCAAGAGAUGUCCCAGAAGGGCUUUACUCUCCACCUUUCUGGCCAUCGGUGGAGGAGUCCUGCUGCUCAUCCAGUUCAUACCGCCGA
Molecule: messenger RNA, 967 nt
Organism: Hippocampus comes (tiger tail seahorse)
Lineage: Eukaryota; Metazoa; Chordata; Actinopteri; Syngnathiformes; Syngnathidae
Product: solute carrier family 22 member 5-like
Exons: 5
Biological process (GO): transmembrane transport
Cellular component (GO): membrane
Molecular function (GO): transmembrane transporter activity
Source: RefSeq, a predicted model, not a curated record